GCGAGGCGAGAGCCGAGCCGCAGCGGCUGACGCUCGCGUUGCUGUGUUGAAUGUGGAACGUUGCACGUUCGCAGUCGCUGUCGCUUUUGUUGCCGUUGUGCGCGUAUUUGCCGACGCGGUUUUGGCCCGAAUCGAACAUAUCUAAAUGUGUAAAAUGUGUACCAGAAAUUAAAGAACUAAACGGAGAUAUUAUACCUUUGAACUUGAUUGAAGCUAAUUGAAAUGCCGCAACGCACACCGAGUCCCGUGGCCAUGAGCGCCACACGCAGCUGCAGCAGUCCGGCCGUAUCCGAAAUCUCCGUGGGCUCGCCCAGUCCGCCGCCGAUGCCGCUCAACAUGAAACGCCUGCGUAUGCUGCGCAGUCCGGCGACCAUACGCAAGUGCAGCCAGCCGGGCGCCGGCGAGCGCAUCAAAAGCUUCUCCAUAGCCGAUAUACUGGGCCGGGCGGAUGAGGAGCGCCCGGCUGUGGCGCCCACAGAGCGCCUGCAAGCGCCACAGCCCGUGGUGGCAACAGCGGCGCCGGCCAUGCUGCAUCCGGGACUGCAUCCGUUUCUGCCGCCGGCGCUGCUGCACAGCUAUGAGCAGCGCCUGGCGUGGGACUAUCAGCGCCAGCUGCAGGAGCACUUCCAGGCGCAGCUGCUGCGCCAGAUGAGCCUGGAUCCCGCCAGAAUACCCAUACCCUCCGAGGAUGGCAGCUCCGAGGAGCGCUCGCAGCGCUCCAGCAGCAGCAAUGGCAGCACCGACUGCUGCACGCCCCGCCAAGGCCAGGCCAAGCCAGAGGAGAAAUCAAAGCAAAUAGUUGCACAGAAUUCUGAUCCCGGCCAGAAACCAGCAGCGGGCGCCGAUACGCCGCUCGAUGCGCUCUUUCAGCUAUCGACCAAAAACUUUGACGAGGAGCAGG
This is a messenger RNA of Drosophila novamexicana, 901 nucleotides long. RefSeq lists its product as uncharacterized. NCBI's taxonomy places the organism in Eukaryota, Metazoa, Arthropoda, Insecta, Diptera, Drosophilidae. The annotation marks the transcript as partial. The transcript has a single exon. The record is from RefSeq and is a predicted model, not a curated record.